Messenger RNA from Tetrahymena thermophila SB210, 1524 nucleotides. RefSeq names its product transmembrane protein, putative. NCBI's taxonomy places the organism in Eukaryota, Ciliophora, Oligohymenophorea, Hymenostomatida, Tetrahymenidae. The record is from RefSeq and is a predicted model, not a curated record. The transcript has 2 exons.
AUGAAUUUAAUUAAUAUAUAAAUUGCAGAAUAUAUUCUUAUUAUAAAAGUUCUAGUUGGUUACAAGAAUAUUUUUUAAUAUUAGCUAUCUAUCAAUCUAUAUGGUAUUUUUUAUAAUAAGAAUAAAUUAAUACAGUAAUUAAUUAAAGAGUUAAAGAAAGUAAAAUCGUAGUAGAUUUUUCAAAAUUAGACAAAAGCAGAGAUGAACAUCGAAUAUCCUAAUUUAGAAGACUAAAAGUAGCAACAAGCAAUAGUUGCAAAAGAAUAAUAAAAACAAAUAGAUGAAUACGAUAUUUUUUUUUAGAAAAAUGAAGACACAUUUACUAUUUAAUAUGGCAUAAAAAUUAUAAAAGUAGUUUAAUAUCUGAGCAUGAUUUUUUCAUUAUUAGUAAUUAUAAUUUCGAUAUACAUACUAGAAUAUGGUGGAAGAGGCUGGAGAGGGCAUCUCCCUAAUUUUAUUGAAAAUCAAUUUCACAUUUAGAUUUUUUUGUCAUCUUUAAUUAUAUUAAUAAGUACAUUUUAAAUAAGAAAACUUGAUAAAAUACCACUUAUGCUUUUUCAUACAAUCUCAUUAAUAGUAAUUGUAUGCUUGAUCGUAUUAUCUUCAGUAUCUGCAGGAGUAUUUGAGAGUAUUAUUUCUGUCAAUAAGUCUUCUUCCAAGCUAGAUUAAACGCUAAAGUGUGAAAAUAAUUUUAGUUUAUUUUGGAGUUAAGAUCUUUUAAAAGAUUAUAAUCUAGCCUCUACUUUAUUUUGCAGUUCGUAGUGCCCAUGUUAAAUUUAAUUAGAAAAUGUAGAUUCAUUUUAAAAAUAAUAUCCUUUCGCAGUAAUUAGUUCUUAGGGAUUUAAAAGUCUUCUUUAAUGUGAUUAUGCAAUAAAAUAGGUCAAUUCGCAAUCAAUAUAAACAAUUCAAUUCUUAGAAAACAACUGGGAAUGCUCAAACAUUUGCUCCUCUUCAAAUUUCUAUUUAUUUCGCAAGGUAGAUGAAUAAAAUAUUUUGUAAAAUGAGAGCUGCUACAAUUUGCUUUCUAAUAAAAUAAAUAAUUUUUUAUAUUUAAUUUUGAUGCCUGGAUUAUUUUUAGGGAUCAUCCUACUUGUCGGAUGGGUAUUUUAACUUUACUCUAUUAAUGAAAUUUAAAAAUAUACAAACUACUAAAAUUUGAUUUCUGAUGCUUUGAAAACAUAAGAAUCUCUAACAAAUAUUUCAUUUUAAUCACAAAGAAAUGUAUCUUCAUCAAAAUCUAAGUCACCUGUGAUAUAGGAUAAUGGAGUUCAUAAUUCCAAGUCUUGUGAUAUGCUACAAUGCAAUAAUAAGAAUCAAAUUUAGCUUUUAAAUACAUUUGAAAAGCAGCAACUUUCUCUAAUGAACGAAGAAAAAGUAAAUAACAUUUACUCUAGAAUAAUAUCACCUAAACCUGUGAACCUUUCAAGUAUUAUUAAAGACUACAAUUAAAAAUAUUCUAAACAAGAUAAAAAAUUAUAGGAUAAAUCAAAUUAAUUUCAACAAGAACUUUAUGAAGAGUUUUGA